AUGACUGCGCUGUUCAAUUUUCAAUCGCUGCUCCUGGUCGUGCUGCUGACCAUUUGUACAUGCACGUACGUACGUGCCGUCGCGCCAGGACUGGUCGAUCGGAAUAAAAAGGGCUUCCUCGGCGUGUUUUACAAGGGUGCGCGGAUAGGGAAAAUUGACCUGGUGCAGCAGUACCUUGACGAAGAUAUCAGUGCUGCACAGCUGAACGAGCAGGAUGCAGAUGGACGUGCGCCACUGCAUUGGGCAGCCUCCGACGAUGCCAAACUUAAUAUCGCCAAGGCGCUCCUCAACACGGGCAAGAUCGAUGUGGAUGCGCCGGACCAUGGUGGAUGGACUCCGGUGAUGAUUGCAUCUUCUGCAGGCGCCAGCCAGAUGUUGGAUCUCCUGCUAGCGCAUGGCGCGAGUCCCCAUGCAGUAAACAACCGCAAGAUUAGUGCACUGCAUUACGCAGCGAGCAAGAAUCAUGCAGAGAUUGCGCGCGCCCUGCUCGUCGCAGGCGCCGAUGCGAAUGCCCAAGAUGGCGCUUUGCAGCGUCCCAUUCAUCGCGCAGCGUCUGCAGGCCACAAUGCAAUGAUCCGUACGCUGCUUGCGCCGCCACCGCGCGCAGAUGGAAGUGCACACCCCAAGACGCGUGUCAAUGCCGUCGACCGGCUCGGCAACACGCCGCUGCACCUCGCGCUCGACUCGGGGAAUCAGCAGACUACGGCGGUGCUUAUUGGCGAGGGCGGCGCGGACCGAACGCGCCCAAACGCAGACGGGAUCCUUGCAGAGGAGAUGGAAGGGGUAGGCGGCCAGGAGCAAAAUCGCAUCCGUGACUUUAUAGUAGCAUCGUUUGGCGCAUUGUAG
This is a messenger RNA of Malassezia vespertilionis, 846 nucleotides long. It is a transcript of the gene NAS6, whose product is annotated as putative ankyrin-repeat protein. The transcript has 7 exons. NCBI's taxonomy places the organism in Eukaryota, Fungi, Basidiomycota, Malasseziomycetes, Malasseziales, Malasseziaceae. Gene Ontology annotation, molecular function: protein binding. Bases 1 to 846 code for a protein of 281 amino acids. The record is from RefSeq and is a predicted model, not a curated record.